Salvia miltiorrhiza (redroot sage) is the source of this 1095-nucleotide messenger RNA. Its product is annotated as anaphase-promoting complex subunit 10. The transcript is spliced from 5 exons. The record is from RefSeq and is a predicted model, not a curated record. Lineage: Eukaryota; Viridiplantae; Streptophyta; Magnoliopsida; Lamiales; Lamiaceae. Gene Ontology annotation, biological process: anaphase-promoting complex-dependent catabolic process; protein K11-linked ubiquitination. Gene Ontology annotation, cellular component: anaphase-promoting complex. Bases 237 to 812 code for a protein of 191 amino acids.
AUACUUGAGGAAAUGCUUGAAAUUUCAAAAUGUUUAGAUUAAAUUUAAAUAAAAAGCUCUAAUCUUCAAAAGUUUAUUUUCCCGCUUAGAAAAAAAGAAAAGAAAAAGAAAAAAAAAUUGAUAGUAGUACUAUUUAUCAGUGAGUGGCACAAUCGCAUUCAUUUUGAAUAGGUAGUAAAUCAUAGUUCAAAUUAGGGCUUAACCCUAACACCCAAAUCAGGUGCAACGGUCUAAAAAUGGCGGAGUCGUCGGAGGGGGAGGAGGAAGGGAAGCUGACCGGCGGCAACCCGCAGCUGGUGGUGGACGACGACCUCCGUGAUAUGGCCAAGAAGGCCGCCUGGAGCGUCAGCUCCUGCAAGCCCGGAAACGGCGUCGCUUCCCUCCGCGACGACAAUCUCGAUACAUACUGGCAGUCGGAUGGUGCACAGCCUCAUCUUGUUAACAUCCAGUUCCAAAAGAAAGUUAAACUUCAAUUAGUUGUUCUGUAUGUCGAUUUCAAGCUAGAUGAGAGCUACACUCCUAGCAAGAUCUCGAUUAGAGCUGGUGAUGGUUUCCACAACUUGAAGGAGAUAAAGACAGUGGAGCUUGUUAAACCAACUGGUUGGGUAUAUAUAUCAUUGUCGGGGAGUGAUCCGAGGGAAACUUUUGUGAAUACCUUCAUGUUGCAAAUUGCUGUUUUGUCGAAUCAUCUAAACGGAAGGGAUACGCACCUGCGCCAAAUCAAAGUUUAUGGGCCUCGACCGAAUCCCAUCCCCCACCAACCUUUUCACUUCACUUCGACCGAGUUCAUUACUUACUCAAUUCUGCGAUGAAGUGGAUUUGCCUCUGCUGAGAUUAGAGAAUCACAAAAAGGUUCCAGUCGUUUCUUUAGUAACUCGGCAGUAUUGACCUUAUAAUUUUUUGUGGUUUUUGAUUUCGGAAACACACUCUCUGUAUGUAGCUUAGUCCAAUCCUAUUUGUUUCACAAUAUGUAGGUUAUUCACAACCUUGUCAUGGUCGUGAUACGGUGUAAUAUUUUGUAACUAUUUGUUUACUCAAAUGUACGGACAUAAUUGAUAAUUUAUUAGCAAUACAGCAGCAAGUGCUCCUUGAUUU